Carcharodon carcharias (great white shark) is the source of this 327-nucleotide messenger RNA. Its product is annotated as cytochrome c oxidase subunit 7B, mitochondrial-like. Gene Ontology annotation, biological process: mitochondrial electron transport, cytochrome c to oxygen. The transcript has a single exon. Bases 1 to 327 code for a protein of 108 amino acids. The record is from RefSeq and is a predicted model, not a curated record. Lineage: Eukaryota; Metazoa; Chordata; Chondrichthyes; Lamniformes; Lamnidae.
AUGGUGCCUUUGACCAAGAGUCUGUUUUCCCUGUCUGGUCGGAGCAUUUGUCAAAUUGUAACGAGACAAGCUCACCGCAAAACUGGUCCUGACUUUCAUGACAAGUAUGGAAAUGCUAUCUUUGUGGGUGGAUUAGCAUUCUGUGUUGCAGUCUGGAGUUAUGUUGCGACACAGACUGGACUCACAUGGAAUGUGUCUCCUAUUUGCAAGAUCACCCCUCAAAAUUGGAGGGAAGACUGGAAGAAUGGACCAAGUGUUUGCAAGAAAUUGAAUCUUCUGUCACCAGGGAAUAGAAAGAGCUUGGUUGAAACCUGCAUGAGUACAUGA